Molecule: messenger RNA, 2811 nt
Organism: Haliotis rufescens (red abalone)
Lineage: Eukaryota; Metazoa; Mollusca; Gastropoda; Lepetellida; Haliotidae
Product: lysosomal alpha-glucosidase-like
Exons: 1
Coding region: 1-2811 (936 amino acids)
Biological process (GO): carbohydrate metabolic process
Molecular function (GO): carbohydrate binding; alpha-1,4-glucosidase activity
Source: RefSeq, a predicted model, not a curated record
AUGGGAGAAAAAGAGGAAAAGAUUCUCGUUUUUCUCCCCAAAUCUCGGAGACGACUGAGAUUGACAUCACGGGGACUCACCUUUGACGUCCUCCUCCUCACACUGACAUUUUCCCUGUUUGCUCUCGGAACACUUUCCAUCAUAAACCCGACACAGUUUCACAACCUCUUGAGCUAUUUCCACUGUGGAUCGAGAUCGUCGAGUCAGAACACUACUGUUCCUAACGUGCUUGUGAGUGCCCCUCAGUGUGAUGUCACAUUCGACUCGGAUCGCUUCGACUGUUGGCCGGAGACAAAAAGCGCUGUCCAGCAGGCAUGUGAGGCUCGGGGGUGCUGCUGGGACACCAAUGUAGGUCAGGGGGUACCAACAUGCUUCUAUCCCCGGGUCUACAACAACUCCUAUCGAGUCACAUCAUUUCAGAAUACCACACACGGAAUGGAAGCUGUGCUUCAAAGGUCAACACAGUCCCCCUACCCGGGCGAUGUUAUGGAGCUCAAGCUGGAGGUCACGUAUGAGACUAAUGAACGACUCCGCUUCAGAAUAUUUGACCCCAACAGUAAAAGAUAUGAGGUUCCUAUCGAUCUCCAUAAAGGGACAGAGAUGGCUAGCAACCCGGACUAUAAGGUCAGUUUAUCAGUUGAACAGUUUGCUAUCACAAUCAGAAGGAUUUCGACAGGGGAGAUCAUGUUCGACUCUUCGGGAGUGUCCCCGCUUAUAUUCUCUGAUCAGUUUAUCCAGAUCGGAACCAAGCUGGCUACAAGCAAUGUCUAUGGGUUAGGUGAGCAUCGGUCAAGCCUGAAACUGGACACAGAGUGGACAAAGAUCGUCUUUUGGGCUAGGGAUCAAGCACCAACACUGGACGAGAAUCUCUAUGGCUCUCAUCCAUUUUUCAUGAACCUGGAUGGAAAGAAUAAUGCUCAUGGUGUAUUCCUGUUAAACAGCAACGCCAUGGAGGUGGACCUUCAGCCCGCCUACGGAUCAUCUGCACUCACCUAUAGGAGUAUAGGGGGCAUACUGGACUUCUAUGUCUUCCUCGGACCGACGCCAGACGCAGUUGUCCGACAGUACGUCAAUCUUAUCGGGAAACCCUUCUUCCCACCAUUUUGGUCCUUCGGGUUCCAUUUGUGCAAAUAUGGCUACAUGUCUUCAACUGAACUGAAAAAGGUCAUUGACAGGAACCGAGCAGCAAAUAUUCCCUAUGAUGUGCAAUGGAACGAUAUAGACUACAUGUCAUCUCAUCUAGAUUGGACGUAUGACAACAAAACAUAUGCAGGAUUGCCGGACAUAGUCGAUGAUUUGCAUCGGAAUGACCAAAAGUACGUCAUCAUUGUGGACCCUGGUAUUAGCAGUGUUGAGACACCUGGCAGUUACCCUCCCUAUGAUGAAGGCGUGGAGGAUGACAUCUUCGUUAAAGCACACGAUGGUAGCAAUUUGCAAGGUAAAGUAUGGCCAGGACAAACCGUGUUCCCCGACUUCUUAAACCCAAAUGCCUCAGACUGGUGGUAUAGACAGGCGAAGAUGUAUCACGAUGUAGUGUCGUUUGAUGGUCUUUGGACAGACAUGAAUGAACCUUCCAACUUUGUAGACGGAUCAAUAUCAGGAUGUACAAACAACUCCCUGGACAAUCCUCCUUUUAUCCCCCCGGUUAUAGACGGAUCUUCACUAUUUUCAAAAACCCUUUGUCCCUCGGCACAACAUCAUAUCUCAUCCCAUUACAAUGUCCACAGCCUGUAUGGAUUCAGUGAAGUGAGAGCAUCAAUGGGUGUCCUAAACCAGCUCAAGUCCGAGAGAAGCAUCGUGAUAUCUCGCUCCACCUUUCCAAGCUCUGGACGAUAUGGAGGACACUGGCUUGGCGAUAACAGAUCAGGGUGGCCAGACUUGUAUUAUUCCAUCCCUGGUAUUAUCAACUUCCAGAUGUUCGGGAUUCCGUUUGUUGGAGCUGAUAUUUGUGGAUUCGGUGGAGAUACAACACCAGAACUCUGUACCAGAUGGAUGCAGGUUGGAGCAUUUUACCCUUUCAUGAGGAACCACGAUGCCUUAGGACAGAAGGACCAAGACCCAGGAGCAUUUGAUUCAGUGACCCAGGGUUACAUGAGGUCAGUUCUUCAGACGAGGUACCUCCUUCUGCCAUAUCUUUACAGUCUGUUCUUCAGGAACCACAUUCAGGGAACGCCAGUUGUCAGACCGUUAUUUUUCCAGUACCCAGGAGAAGCUUCAGAAGUCGACAAACAGUUCUUGUGGGGCACAUCCCUCCUCAUAUCCCCCGUCCUUGAAGAAGGGGCUACGUCUGUGUCAGCUUACUUCCCUUCUGACGUAUGGUACGACUUCUACAACGGUUCUUGUCUGUCUACCGUCGGUGGGAGUGUUCUACUUGAUGCCCCUUUGUCAAAGAUCAACCUGCACGUUCGAGGAGGGUCAGUACUACCCACCAAACCAGCUUCUACAACGACUGCAGCUCUCCGGAUUCAGAGCUUCUCGCUGAUCGUUGCACUAGCAAAUGACGGUUCUGCCAAAGGGGAAGUGUACUGGGACGAUGGCAAGUCUUUAGAUUCUGUGGAGAAGGAGAAAUACAGUUUGGUGACUUUCUCUGUGGCAGGAAAGAUUCUCGAGAGCACGGUUUUGGUUGAUAACUAUGACAUGCUUUCGGAAAUGAAACUGGAUGGAAUCACAAUAUUUGGUGUCACCAAGAUGCCAAACCAAGUUCUGGUCAACAAUGUUCCUGUGACUUCUCAGUAUGAUAAUAGAAACCAAGUUUUGAAAUUACAAGGCUUAUCUGUAAGCCUUCUUCAACCGCUGAGGGUGAACUGGUGA